UGGCAUUUGAAGGUCGACGAAGACCACAUUUCCGAAAAAGCCGACGACGAUGAUCCUCCUUAUCGCGUCGGUCGUGAUCCUGAGCGAGACGCUGCGCAGCCUGCUCCAGGACGCCUUCGCGGUCCUCUGCCAGCAGCUCGCGGAUGCGCCCGUCUUCUUCUCGCUACUCUUGGCGGUGCUUGCGGCCUGCUGCGCGCUCCGGGCGUCGCUGCUCCAGACGAUGAACACGACGUCGGUGCUCAUCAUUGGCUUUGCCGCCGUCUCGUACCGCGCGACCGAGCACGACAUUCCGCGCCCGCUCUCGUUUGUGCAAGCAGCCGGCGUCAUCGCUCUCGUGUACCUCCUCGGCUUUGUGGGCAUGUGGGCCGUCAAGCCGACGCCCAAGUACACCAACGACAAGUACACCGAGGCGAACCGUGACGCGGACGUCAUUAUCAUUGGCGGUGGCACCACGGGGUGCGCCAUGGCGAUGGGCCUCGCCAAGCAAGGCAAGAAGGUGCUCGUGUUUGAAAAGACGCUCGAGUACCAAGACCGGUUCGUGGGCGAGCUCAUGCAGCCCGGUGGCCUCGACGCGCUGCGAUCGCUGGACCUCCUCGAUUGCGCCGAGACUGAGACGGACAUCAAGGCCGAGGGCUACACGAUCGUCAAGACAAAGAAGGGCACCGAAGACCACAUCAUGCUCCCGUACCCCGAGCGCGUGCCCAAGACGUUCUCCGAGUACAUGGGCUUUGCGCGUGGCGACAAUGGCACGGGCAAGCAGCACGGCCGCGGCUUCCACAACGGCCUGUUUGUCGACCGCCUCCGCGCCAAGGUCUUUGCCCACGAGAACGUCACCUGCAUUGAAGGCACAGUCACCAAGCUCGUGUCCGACUCCAAGACGGACAUUUGCCGCGGGGUUCAGUACCGCCGCAAGGCGACGUCCGAAGACGUCGAGAUGCCGACCGAGCACGCGAAAGCACCGCUUGUCCUUGUCUGCGACGGUCUCUGGUCGGGUCUCCGCCGCGAGCUCUCGACCGAGUCGCCCAAGCAAAUUUCGAGCUUCAUUGCCAUCUUGAUGAAGCACCCGCCCAUGGAAGCGUCGGUGCCGUACCGCGGGUACGGCCACGUCAUCCUUGCCGAGCCGUCGCCGAUCGUUGUCUAUCAAAUCUCGCCGACCGAGACGCGGGCGCUGGUCGACGUGCCUGGGAAAGUGCCGAGCCAGAGCAACGGCGACCUCACCAAGCACCUCCUCAACGUCGUUGCGCCGCAGAUGCCCGAGGCGUCCCGCGCCGCCUUUGUCACGGCCGUGCAGGACGGCCCGGUCAAGUCGAUGCCCAACCGUGAAUUCAUGACGACGCAGCCGAGCCUCGGCCGCUGCAUCAUGAUUGGCGACUCGUGGAACAUGCGUCACCCGCUCACGGGCGGCGGCAUGUCGGUCGCGCUCCGUGACGCGGUGCUCCUCACGUCGCUCCUCGAGAAGACCGACCUCGUCGACGCCGACGCGAUCGCGGCCGCUCGCCAUGCGUUUGAAGAGCAGCGCGUGAACCACUCGUCGACCAUCAACAUCCUCGCCAACGCCUUGUACCACGUGUUUUCGAUUCCGGACGGCUACUCGAACGCGGCCGCGCGCGAAGAGAUCCGCGAGAGCUGCUACCAGUACCUCAAGCUCGGCGGUAUGUUCAGCUCGGGCCCGCUCGGCCUCCUCUGCGCGCUCACGCCCAAGCCAGCGGUGCUCGUUGCCCACUUCUUCAUGGUGGCCGGCUACGCCGCGUCGCGCGUCUUGACGCCGUUCCCGACCCCGAGCAAGCUCCUGCAUUGCUACCGCGUCUUCCACGAAGCGUGCUUGAUCAUCAUGCCGCUCGUGCUGCGCGAGGACGUCACGUUCCUCGCGUGGGCGCCGCUCGCCGGUCUCAUCAACCUCCUCUUCCCGUUCCGCCGCUAAUCGCAAUGUAUAUUUUCGUCCCAA
Molecule: messenger RNA, 1945 nt
Organism: Saprolegnia diclina VS20
Lineage: Eukaryota; Oomycota; Saprolegniomycetes; Saprolegniales; Saprolegniaceae
Exons: 1
Coding region: 50-1921 (623 amino acids)
Biological process (GO): sterol biosynthetic process
Cellular component (GO): membrane; endoplasmic reticulum
Molecular function (GO): flavin adenine dinucleotide binding; squalene monooxygenase activity
Source: RefSeq, a predicted model, not a curated record